Messenger RNA from Triticum aestivum (bread wheat), 2278 nucleotides. Its product is annotated as thioredoxin M3, chloroplastic. Gene Ontology annotation, molecular function: protein-disulfide reductase activity. NCBI's taxonomy places the organism in Eukaryota, Viridiplantae, Streptophyta, Magnoliopsida, Poales, Poaceae. The record is from RefSeq and is a predicted model, not a curated record. Bases 129 to 773 code for a protein of 214 amino acids. The transcript has 2 exons. Gene Ontology annotation, cellular component: cytoplasm.
UUCCCGCGAACUCAAGGCUCGCGGAAAGGAAAUGGCGUGGCCGCCUCCCUCCCUCCGUCCACGCCGCCCGUUCGCCAUCCGACGGCCGCGUUUGCACUCGCGCAUUUUCCGCCUUGGCCGUCAACGUAAUGAGCUCGGACGGACCGCGUGCUGCCUGCUGCGUGCGUCUCAUAAGUUUCCACCCACCACGUUCUCCGCCACGACUCCCCAGCUCUCAAAUUCCUCAAACCAUGGCCGCCGCGGCCUCACGGCACCUCUGCUCCGCCACGGCGCUGCUGUCCCCCUCCGCCGCCGCGGCGCCCAUCCGCCAGAGGGUCGGCUACGGCUCCUCCUCCAACCGCCGGUGGCUGUGCCGCCGGUGGGCCCACGGGCCGGAUGCCGCGUCCCGGAUCCGGCGCCUGACGACUCGCUCGAGGACAGCGAGGGUGAGCUGCGCCUAUUCCACCGGCGCUGAAGCAAUCACUGCAUGUUCCUGGAACCAAAAUGUCAUCUGCAGUGAUGUGCCUGUGCUUGUGGAGUUUUGGGCCUCAUGGUGUGGACCUUGUAAAAUGGUCCAUCGAAUUGUCGACGAGAUUGCGGCCGAAUAUGAUGGAAGAAUAAAGUGCUAUAAGCUUGACACUGAUGAUUACCCACAAACUGCAAUUUCCUACAAUAUUGAGAGGGUUCCGACUGUUUUACUAUUCAAGGAUGGAGAGAAAAUACAUAGUAUUACUGGAACUCUGCCAAAAGCCGUUUAUGUGAGGGCCAUUGAGAAUUCUUUCUUAGAACAGUGACCAUUUUGGUUACAACGUUAUAUUGUUACUUGGUCCAGAUUCAUAUCCCAUAUACUUGAUUUUUCACUGCCAGCUAGUGGAAAGAGUAGGGAAGGUAAAGUUGGAGUUACAACUUGAGCUUCUUGUUAUCCCUUAGCUACACAACUUACUGUAAAUAUUGAUGUAGUUCUGAAAAAAAAAGGAUUGCUGGACCUCUUUAUUUUACCUUGAGGGUUGUAAUGAAUCAUGAUUGUUAUCAUUGAUGUGAAACAGGGACGAAUAUUUAAGGCCCUUAGAAAUAUCUUGUUAAAUGAAGUCAAAUUAAGAUUUCCGUUAUACUUUACUUUAUGUACCUCACAUUGUCUGUUUUUCUUCUUCUUUUGCACCCCUUAUGUAUCAACAUUUUCGUGCUAUUUUUCAGAGCUAGAGUAAAUACUUAAUCAUUUAGUUCCUAUAUACAGAAUCAUCUAAGAUCUAACCUAUUCAAGUUUAUCUUCUGAAAAGGUUUAUCCCUGUUAUGUCAGUGCAAUUGUUGUUUCUGUGGGGCUGCUAAUACCGAGCUAAUUGUCCCAGGUAACUCUUCAAGGCAUGUUUGAUUAAACCUCUCCUAUUAUUCAUUGUCUCUAAUCUGUAAUAUAUAUCUAGACUUAACAGGCUAAACCUUGGUUAUGAUGCAUAACUUUUAUUUUAUUACCCUUUAGUUUGCCUAGGGUGUAAUAUUUAGCUCUCGUUGGGCUGACAAAGAAGACCCACACACAAGGUAAAGGCUGGCGAAGAAAAAGACUAGAAUAUUGGCAAGUACUUUGGCAGGCGGUAUCAACAGGCUGUUGCCAUGGAUUUUUAACCUUUCCAUGCUGAAGACUAGUGCAUAGUAAGUAGUUGAGAGUGGCUUGAGUGGAACCAAUGGUAGGAUACAAUAGACUUGCGUUCCUUAGAGAUUGAAUUGCUUAUUAUUGAUAAUAUCCAACUGAAUUAAUUCGAUUAUCUCAUUUUUCGUGGACAGUAGCACAGUUGCAGCUGCUCCUACAGUGGUACUGUUUGGCUAGUGGCUACAUGUAUUUACCCUACCUUUCGGAAUUUGAGCUAUGUACAGUAGCCUUCUGAGGAGGUAUAGCACAAUAAUAUGAUUGGAAUUUCUGGUGAUCACCAGAAUGUUCAGGUAGACCUAAAUGCAGCUGAACCACAUCAAGUGCCACAUGAUGGCGAUCAAAGUUCUGGUGAUCGUCUGAUGACUGCCUGACUUAAAUCAAUUUGCCGAAGUCUGUUUUUUCUCCAACGGUAUUCAGUUUGGAGCUCUGAAGUUGUCUGAGCUUUACUUAAAAUUCAGUCUAAUGCUACACUUGGUUGUAGAAGGUACUGGAGUCUGGAUUGAAGCUUUAGACGCAGGUGGUGCAUCAGGUGCUUACACUUUUUUUCGGGUUUAGGACUUGGAUCAUUCAUAUGUAUUGUAACAACCAUCCACUUUGCCCUUUUCUGAAGUUUUAUUUGUAUCCCUCAUGGCAAUAUCAAUAACAUCUGGAAAAGUA